Messenger RNA from Bombina bombina (fire-bellied toad), 1551 nucleotides. RefSeq names its product NXPE family member 4-like. Bases 1 to 1551 code for a protein of 516 amino acids. The record is from RefSeq and is a predicted model, not a curated record. NCBI's taxonomy places the organism in Eukaryota, Metazoa, Chordata, Amphibia, Anura, Bombinatoridae. The transcript is spliced from 5 exons.
AUGGAGAUGUCCAAGCAUCAGAAACAGCUCUUCAAUACGCCAAAGCUGCCCAAAUUUGAGUAUUUCCGAAAAAAUUGUGAGGUCAAAGAAAUAGAAACUGAACUGCAGAAGGACAUCAAGAAGAUCUUCCAAAAAAUAGACAGUAUGAUUCCCAAAAUAAAUUUCUUCCACAUUCACAACACAACCAGUGCACAAAGAAGCAUUUCAGCAUUGAAAAAUCCCCUCCAAAAUUAUUGUGUUGGGGAUCAUUUAAUUGUCCAAGUUGAGACUUUUGAUUUUUUGGACAACAAAAAAUCCUACGGUGGAGAUUUCUUAAUGGCAAGAAUACACUCUCCUGAAAUCAAAGCUAGUGCAUCUGGAAGGAUUGAGGAUUUUGGAAACGGAACUUACCAUAUACAUUUCAAGCUUUUUUGGGAGGGAACAGUAAAAGUGUCCAUACUUCUAAUCCAUCCCAGUGAAGGAGUCUCAGCUCUAUGGAGAGCAAGAAAUAAAGGUUAUGGCUACGCUGCCUAUACUGGUUAUUUCAACUUUGGAGGGAAAGAAGCAAAGACAAAAUGUGGUUUUGACUUAAACAAAACUGAAGAAUUGUGUGAGUUUUCAGACCCCAAAGAAGAAGAGUAUUUUUAUUGUGUCAAACCGGCAAACAUGCCGUGUGGAUCUCUGACUAGCAUGUCAAGUCCUUUCGUAGAUUCACACUCCUAUCUGAGUGACAUGGAAAAAAAACUGUUUAACAGCUCAAAUAUUCGUGUUCAAAUCCCCAACAGCUUUGGCGUCCUUUCUGUCUCCAGCUGUGGUGGUAACAGCCAGCAACUAGAGCGGAAAUGCACACCAGGAAGGAAAUAUCAGUUUCCCGGUGGAUACUUUUAUCAGAACAUGUGGUAUCAUCUUUCGUGCAAUAUAUCACGUUAUCGCAGCAUGGUGAAUAUUAAUAAAUGCAUUAAAGGCAGGAUGUUAUAUCUCAUAGGAGAUUCCACCAUGCUACAGUGGAUGAAGUAUAUCACAAGCACUGCCACAAAUUUAAAACCAUUGGACCUCCAUGGAACUCACUGGUGUAAGACUCUUCUUUCAGUGGACACUGAGCAAAACAUUAAAAUACAGUGGAGGAAACAUGCCAACCCAUUUAUUUUUCUAGGUUUUCAUAGUUUUAAAGAAGAAUUCACAAUUUCACAUCAGAUUGAUAAGAUUGGGGGAGAUAGCUACACUGUGAUUGCAUUUACCCUUGGAAUGCACUUCCGACUUUUCCCUAUUGAACAUUUCAUCCGCAGGGCAAUCAAUAUCCGACAGGCCACUGAAAGACUGCUCCUGCGCAGCCCUGACACCAAAGUCAUCAUUAAAACUGAGAAUACCAGUGCUAUGAGUGAAAGAGUAGAAAUGCUCAGUGAUUUCCAUGGCUACUUACAGUAUAUGAUACUCAAUUACCUUUUCAAAGACUUAAAUGUUGCAAUUGUGGAUGCUUGGGACAUGACAAUUGCGUUUGCCAGUAAUAAUAUACAUCCUCCAGAGGAAGUCAUAGCAAAUGAAAUAGAUUUGUUUUUAAGCUAUAUAUGUUGA